Cadophora gregata is the source of this 714-nucleotide messenger RNA. RefSeq lists its product as uncharacterized. Lineage: Eukaryota; Fungi; Ascomycota; Leotiomycetes; Helotiales; Ploettnerulaceae. Bases 1 to 714 code for a protein of 237 amino acids. The record is from RefSeq and is a predicted model, not a curated record. Gene Ontology annotation, biological process: peroxisome fission; regulation of peroxisome size. Gene Ontology annotation, cellular component: peroxisomal membrane. The transcript has 4 exons.
AUGAUGGGCGCCUACAAAAAUGUAAUCCGCUUCACCAGCGACGCCACCGCCCUCGAAAAGAUCCUUCGACUCUUCCAAUCCAUCUGCCAAAUCUUCGCAGCAAACGCCACAUCCCUCGAAAAUGCAACGACAUGGCUUCAUUUACGUGCGCAGUUUGCACUAGGACGCCGGUAUUUCCGCUUUUUCCGCUUCCUGGAAUGUUUUUCGAGGGCGUAUGACUGCUUUCGUACCGUUGAUGGCGUGCGUGGCGUUUUUGCCGUUGGAAAAUGGUCAUGUCUUGGGAGUUAUAUGUUUUUAGAGUCUGUCACUAUUCUUGACGCAAUGGGGUAUUGGGCAACACCUUUAGCGGGAAAUUGCUUGCUGGAAGGGAACAAGUUCUGGUUCUAUUCUUUGGUCUGCUCAAUCCUGUGGGGCUUGUUACAGUACAUGGAUGCAAGUAAUGAGAGGUAUCAGGUUGCAAGCAAGAAGAUGGACGAGGCAACCGGAUCCGCUGCUUUGUCUGACGUGGAAGCAAAAGAUAUUCGAGACUUUGAAGUGAAGCGGAAGGUUAAAAUGGACGGAGUUAAGACGAAAAUGGUUAUUGAUGGUUUCGAUCUUCUAAGUCCGGGAUUUGUCACUGGUUGGAUCAGAACAUCAGCUUCCGUCGUGGGUUUCUCGAGUGUAGUGAGCACGAUGCUUUCCUCGAAGGAGAUCUGGGAUAGAUUGAAGGAAUGA